GGCAGUGAGAAGGCAGCCACUUGGGCCCGGGCUUUGAGCAGGCGAGUUGUAGCUCUGCAAAUGAAUGCCUGCCUGAAAGUCUUGGUUGUUCAAGAUGUACUUGAAAAUCUUUGAGAUAGGUUAUGAAAAGCUUCGGAAUUUCUCUUUCAUUGAAGUCAAAGCGAUCUCUGUCCCUUAUCCGAUCGUUGCACGGGCACCAAUACCAAAUCUACCGGCCCAAAUCCCACUCCCAAUCCUACCACCAUCACUUGGCUGUCGGAGACACGGCUACACUAGACGAACCUCUUGCUAUCGCCACAAACUGGAAGUCGUAUCUUCUCGGCACCCAAGUGCACGGCCGUGUCUUCAAGUGGGGAUUUUCAAAUGACACUUUCUCGCAGAAUAAUCUGAUUAAAAUGUAUUCAGAAUGUGGGGUUUUGAGUGACGGGCUCAAGGUGUUUGGCGAAAUGCCUAAAAGAAAUCUUGUUUCUUGGACUCUGAUUAUCUCGGGUGCAGUUCGAAACGGAGAGUUUGAGAUGUCCCUGGAGGUGUACCUGGAAAUGACGCGAGCUGGGUUGUUGCCGAAUGAGUUUGCUCUUGGCAGUGUUUUGAAGGCGAGUACUAGUAUGGGCAAUGAUGUUGAUAGGUUGAGCUUGUGCGUGCACUGUUUUGCUCUGAAAGUUGGAAUGGAGAGCAACUCGUUCGUGGGAAGUUCACUCUUGAACCUAUAUGCUAAAUGUGGGAUCAUUGAAGCAGCCGAGAGGGUGUUUGAGGAUAUGGAUUAUCAUGAUGUGGGUUGUUGGAAUGCUAUGGUUGGGGGAUAUGUACAGUGCGGCCUUGGUUUUGAGGCCAUCAGGACUUUAUCUUUGAUGAAACGUGAUGGGAAGCUUAUGGACAACAUCACCUUUAUUAAUGCUCUCAAAGGGUGCUUAGCCAUGGGUGAUCUAGAAUUUGGAAGACAAAUUCAUGGAAUAAUUGUUAAGAGUAAGAUUGAACAGAGUACUUCAUUGGUGAACGCUCUCAUGGAUACGUACUUUAAAAAUGCUAAGAAGGGUACAGCGUUCAAGCUUUUCAAUGUAAUGCAAAAGAGGGAUGCUGUCUCAUGGAAUACUGUAUUUGCAGGUUUGUCGCCAGAUGUGGAAGCACGAGAAGUUGCAACCUUGUUCAGUAAUUUCAUGCUCACAAAAAUCAAGCCCAAUCAUCUUACUUUCUCAAUCUUGUUUAGGCUAUGUAGUGACAUCCAUCAGCUCAACCUUGGACUUCAAUUCCUUUCGCUUGCUUUCCAGUUUGGAUUCUAUGGUGAAGCCCAUGUUGCAAGUUCGCUUAUUAAUAUGCUGUCUAGAUGUGGAGCAAUCAAGAUGGCACGUUUGGCAUUUGAUGGUGUACAUUUUAAAAAUAUAUAUAACUGGAAUGAAUUAAUUUCUGGUUACAAUUUGAUUUGUGACACUGAAGCCCUUAAGGUUUUCUGUCAGUUGCGGAGAUUAGGAAUUGAAGCAAAUGAGUGUACUUUCUCUUGUGCUUUGGAAGCUUGUUCUAAGACUGAAAAUCUACGAGUAGGCAGACAAAUUCAUGGAAUUAUAGUCAAAUAUGGUUUCAGCUCUCAUGGUUACAUUUGUAGCUCCUUGGUUAAAGGAUAUGUCAAACUUGGCCUUUUAGCUGAUGCUUUUAAAUUUUUAUGUGAGCUUGAGAAGUCAGACAUGGUAUUAUGGAGUACUUUGAUUUCUGCAUCAGCACACCAAGGAUUUCCCUCUGAAGCUAUCAAAUUUCUAAAUUGUCUAAAAGAAGUUGGUGGGGAACCUGAUGAGUUUAUGCUGGGCAGCAUUUUAAAUGGCUGUGCUGUAAAUGCAUCUCAUCACCAAACUAAAUCUGUGCAUUCUCUAAUUAUCAAAACAGGAUACGACACAAAUGCAUUUGUAGCUAGUGCAGUUAUAGAUGCCUAUGCUAAAUAUGGGGACAUUGAAAGUGCAAGGAUUGCUUUUGAUCACUCAUCUAAAUAUAAUGAUAUUGUUCUUUGCAAUACUAUGAUCAUGGCGUAUGCCAAUCAUGGUAUGGUUGUUGAGGCUAUGGAACUCUUUGAGAAAAUUAAGUUAGCUAAUCUAAAGCCUAGCCAAGCCACUUUUGUAUCAAUAAUGUCAGCAUGCAAUCAUACUGGUCUUGUUGAUCAAGGUCAUGCUCUGUUCAAAUCAAUGACCUUAGACUAUGGAAUGGAACCUUUGCCAGAUAAUUAUGGUUGCUUAGUGGAUUUGUUGUCAAGAAAUGGAUACCUCCAAGAUGCUAAAGAUAUAAUUGAGCAGAUGCCACUUAAACCUUGGCCUGCAAUAUGGCGAUCCUUGCUUACUGGAUGUAGAAUACAUGGGGACAGAGAGUUGGGUGAACAGGCUGCUAGGGAGUUAUUGCAGUUGGCUCCUGAAAAUGACGCAGCUUAUGUCUUCUUGUUGAGGGUUUACUUGGAGGAUGGUAACUGGGAUGAUGCUGCAAAGGUGAGGGAGCAAAUGAUGGAAAGAGGAGUCCAAAAAAGUUCAGGUUUUAGCUGGAUCGAGAUAUAAUAGGAAGCUCAUAUGCUUGGAUGUAGAAGUUCAAGACUAAGAAAGUUUUGGGAGAGCCAUCUGAAUGUCAAUUGCACUAAUUCUCAUCAUUAGUUGCAGGAUGACAAUUAUUCAGGUUGCUGAACAGAAAGACUUCACUUUUAAGGGUUGUCUGAGGGGAUGCGGCACCUGAAGAAACAAAGAAAAGUCAUUUGUUGUAUCAGGCUAGAAUGUCAGAGCAGGCCUUCUACCUCAAUGACUGAAUUUCCUGAGCUGUAGAAGUAUUUUGAUUAAGAAGACUUUACUAUGCUGUCUGGAUGUCCAAUAAAAUGCUAACAGAAAGGAACUUUACAACAGUGGCAACUCUUCUUUCUUGGCAUUAGUUUGAAGAAGGAUUACUAAAGAAUUUAGGACGAGGGAGCUUCUUUAUUCUGUUCCUACAAUGAGUUGAGGGGGUUAUUUAUCUCCAAUUUCCUGUCCAGCUGCUUUGGUUGGAAGAAAGAAGACGGCAUUAUUGCAGUAGAAGAUCCGUUAAUGGAUUUAUUUACACAAAAAUAAUUGAAUUGUUCUUUUAGUUAUGUUCUAGUUGAAGUUCCCUUGAGUAGGGUGAACGAACUUAACUGAUGUGGAAAGAAGGCAAGAAAACAUGGUAACCAUGAAAAGCAAAUCUUGAAAGGAAGGGAAACGAAGAGAAAACACUCUUGUUGAAAGGAAUAGAUGCAAAAGUGAAACUCCCUCACCCACCUUCCAAGAACUGAGGCUAGUGUCUGGAUGUG
Diospyros lotus (date-plum) is the source of this 3280-nucleotide messenger RNA. Its product is annotated as pentatricopeptide repeat-containing protein At3g09040, mitochondrial-like. The record is from RefSeq and is a predicted model, not a curated record. Gene Ontology annotation, biological process: RNA modification. Lineage: Eukaryota; Viridiplantae; Streptophyta; Magnoliopsida; Ericales; Ebenaceae. Gene Ontology annotation, molecular function: RNA binding; protein binding. The coding region runs from base 123 to 2525 and encodes 800 amino acids. The transcript is spliced from 6 exons.